AUGCAUUUCUUUUCUUUGGUUCUCAUCACAACCAUCGGGGCAGGUUACGCUUUCGGUCGCGAACAAAGUUUCACACAACCAACCUUCACACUUCAGCAGGGCAAGGGUAGCAAUUUGGAUAUCUAUGCCGAAGGUGUUUUUGGGUGCACCGGUGUUACUGUGGACCCGUACGAGCUUACAUCGGACCCAAAAAUCUUGGCUCUUUGCACGACUGCGUGGCUCGUUGCUACCUACCAGGAAGACGCAAAAACACUACAGAUUUAUUGCCGCGGGGGUGGCACAAAAAGCUACAUUUGCGACCGAUUUGGCACAUAUUACAAGUUCAUCACGAUCAGUGGCAUCUCAAUCAACAUCGACCUCAUCAACAACAGUUACGACCAUGUCAGCCUGUGA
Molecule: messenger RNA, 393 nt
Organism: Penicillium samsonianum
Lineage: Eukaryota; Fungi; Ascomycota; Eurotiomycetes; Eurotiales; Aspergillaceae
Exons: 3
Coding region: 1-393 (130 amino acids)
Source: RefSeq, a predicted model, not a curated record